AGCCGGCACGCUGUUGAGAAGAGCAAUCAGUUGCAGUUGAAGCAUCCAUACCACAACACUUAAACCCAACCCAAGUCUUCAGACAAGCUCCAAGUCAAGAUGUUCAAAUAUGUGCUCUGCCUCGCUCUCAUCGGUUGCGCCUGCGCCGACAACAUCAACAAGGACGCACAGAUUCGCAGCUUCCAGAAUGACGCCUCCGAUGCCGAGGGCAACUAUCAGUUUGCUUACGAGACCAGCAAUGGCAUUCAGGUGCAGGAGGCGGGCAAUCCCUCGGGCGUACGCGGCUCCGUUGCCUAUGUUUCGCCUGAAGGCGAGCAAAUCUCAUUGAGCUACACCGCCGACGAGGAGGGCUAUCAUCCAGUUGGCGAUCAUCUGCCCACCCCACCUCCCGUUCCCGCCUAUGUGCUGCGCGCCCUCGAAUACAUUCGCACGCAUCCACCAGCACAGAAGGACGAGCAGUAAGCUGGCAUUGAAAUUCCACAUCCGCACAGAGAGCCAACCAGUCAAGCAUCACCACUCACCACUCACCAGCACCAGCACCAGCACCAACACCAUUCGCACCACUCGUAAAUGUGGCAGUCAUUGUUAUAUAGAGACAUACAUUUUGCAUGUUUUAAUUAGUUGUAGGUAUCGUUAAUAAAGCUCGCUCGUAAGUCAACGCGCAAAAAGCAAAAGAAUGGCUC
This is a messenger RNA of Drosophila arizonae, 683 nucleotides long. RefSeq names its product Ecdysone-dependent gene 78E (gene Edg78E). Gene Ontology annotation, cellular component: chitin-based extracellular matrix. NCBI's taxonomy places the organism in Eukaryota, Metazoa, Arthropoda, Insecta, Diptera, Drosophilidae. The record is from RefSeq and is a predicted model, not a curated record. Gene Ontology annotation, molecular function: structural constituent of chitin-based larval cuticle.